GCUGAGCGUAGCGCUGUCAUUGAAAGGCCCGCCCGCUGGCACGAAGUAGUAACGAUGGCUGGGGCCGGGGAAGAGGACAAGGAGCUGGAUGAGCUGCUGGACAGUGCACUUGAUGAUUUUGAGACGACUAACCAACCUCCCCAAGCCUCAAACACAGAUACAAAAGCUCCUGAGGCUGAGAAACCUCCUGGAGAUGCUGCCAAAGACGCUCUCUUCACAUCCCAAGACGAGUUCUUCCAGGAGUUGUUCAGCAGUGAGCUGGCGGCACAGCAGUUUGAGAAGGCCAUGAAGGACCUGGCUGAGGAGGAACCUCACUUGGUGGAACAGUUCCAGAAACUCUCCGAGGCUGCAGGCAAAGUUGGAAGUGACGAGACCUCACAGCAAGAGUUUACUUCCUGCCUGAAAGAGACUCUCUCUGGUCUGGCCAAGAAUGCAGAUGAUUUGCAGAGCUCUAGUCCGUCUGAGGAGGAGUUGGCCAAAGCAAUGGAGGGUCUGGGUAUGAACGACGCAGACGGGGAUGGGAAUAUCCUGCCUCUCAUGCAGAACAUUAUGCAGAAUCUCCUCUCCAAGGAAGUUUUGUAUCCGUCCCUCAAAGAGAUCACAGAAAAGUACCCAGAGUGGCUGAGGACUCACCGGGACUCACUGCCAGUUGAGGAAUACAACAAAUAUAAGGAGCAGCACAACCUCAUGGGGAAGAUUUGUCAGCAGUUUGAGUUGGAGCAGCCUGGCAACAGCGAGGCAGCACGAUUUGAGGCUGUGAUGGAUCUGAUGCAGCAGCUCCAAGAACUAGGGCACCCGCCUAAAGAACUCGCAGGAGAUUCUCCUCCAGGCAUGAACUUUGACCUUGAUGGAGUAAAUUUGGCCAGUCCAGGAAGUGCCAAUGGGGAACAGUGCCUGAUCAUGUGACACCCAACUCAAGCAUGAUGGUGACCUGAUCUUUUUAAUUCUAUUCCUGGACAGUAGUGGGGUAAUUGGGAGAUGGUAGAAGGAAGCUCAGCAGGUUCCUAAAGUACAUGAAGGAAAGAAACAAUCUCUCGGCAGCUCCUCCCGCUACAAUGGCACAUUCUGGCGCUGCCUUAUUUUACUUACUAACAAAAGAAACUAAGGACAAGUUGAUUGAUCUGUAAUGGGGUCACAGAUGUGUGUGUAACAGCUUCUAAUGUAGAUUAACCUUCUUUUUUAAAAAAAACAAUCACUUUAUAGACUCUCAACAUGUCGACCGCUCUCUUCCACAUGAACACAAGCGGGAUUAUCCGUCCUAUUCGGCCCCUUAUGUGGUUUAGGGGGCGCGGUUUAUAUGGUUGGUUUGAAGUCAGCGGUGGGGCCGUGCAAGUUUCUGAAGUGCAAAACUUGAAAUAAAAUGUCAUCAGUUUAAA
Messenger RNA from Xenopus laevis (African clawed frog), 1376 nucleotides. RefSeq names its product peroxisomal biogenesis factor 19 S homeolog (gene pex19.S). Gene Ontology annotation, biological process: protein import into peroxisome membrane. Gene Ontology annotation, cellular component: peroxisomal membrane; membrane; peroxisome. NCBI's taxonomy places the organism in Eukaryota, Metazoa, Chordata, Amphibia, Anura, Pipidae. The record is from RefSeq and is marked predicted.